AUGUGCGGAGAGCUGCGCAUGCGCGAAGAGGAGGCAACAGUUCGGCCCAGCAAUGCGCCGGAAGUGAACGAGAUCAGCCUCAGCUUGAGGACAGAUCCCAACCCUGUGGUGAGGGCUACUACUGAACCAACAGAGGAUUAUUUUCUUUGCUUAUCUAUCGCCUACGCGGGAGAAGUGAUCUGCAAGUAUUUGCUACCGGAAGGCGAUUUUCUGAUUACGUCGGUGCCGGCUCCAGUGAACGGCCUGUUCAACUGCAUGAAACGUGUCAUUCUGCCGGACCCGGGUAAAAUGGCCGAUUCCGCGAAGCAGCAGGCGGUCCAGUCUCUCCUCAACGAUUUGAUAAAAGGCAUCAUGGUGGCCAGUAACCACGAAGGGAUCUUCAUUCUGUGCCGGGGCAACGUCUGCGUCUGGUGGUCAGGAUUUUUGGCCCCUGAGUACCAAACCAAACUGGAGAAUAACUCUUACCAGCAGCUGUUCAAACCCCGGGAUUUUCAAGCAGCUCUGGAAAAGCAUCGCCAGGGCUUGGCGAACCUGCCGGAUCACCGGAUCAUUCUAUACGUGGGACAUGAGCUGGAAGGAAAUAAAUGUAUGGACCGCGAGCUCGUCGUCAUUCAGCAGAAGAGACCAACAUCCGCUGGGGAUUAUUCGUUUGGAAGCCGAAUCCGAUGGGUCUGGAAGCAGGUCCAUAACUUCUACGUGAUUCCUCCUUCUCCAACUGCGGCUUCCCACGACGGAUUUGGCAAGCGUUAA
Molecule: messenger RNA, 750 nt
Organism: Protobothrops mucrosquamatus (brown spotted pit viper)
Lineage: Eukaryota; Metazoa; Chordata; Lepidosauria; Squamata; Viperidae
Exons: 5
Coding region: 1-750 (249 amino acids)
Biological process (GO): regulation of DNA-templated transcription
Molecular function (GO): DNA-binding transcription factor activity; protein binding
Source: RefSeq, a predicted model, not a curated record